AUGGAAAGUGAUAAAAAAGAUGUUGUUCGUGUGGGAUCUAGAAAAAGUGAGUUAGCACUUAUACAAACAAACUUUGUGAUAGAUAGCUUGAAGAAAGUGUAUCCAGAAAAAGAAUUUACUAUAGUAUCAAUGACAACGCAAGGAGACCGCAUACUCAAUGUAUCGCUCCCAAAAAUCGGUGAAAAGUCACUGUUCACAAAGGACUUGGAGGAUGCACUGAGAAACAACAGUGUGGAUUUUGUUGUACAUUCCUUGAAAGACUUGCCGACCACAUUACCAGAGGGAUUGUCUAUUUGUGCCGUAUUUGAAAGAGAGGACCCACGAGACGCGUUAGUACUUCGGGAAGAGUUAAAAGAUUACACGUUAAAAACAUUGCCGGCGGGAUCGGUUAUUGGCACGUCCUCCCUCCGUCGAACUGCUCAGUUAAGAGGCUCGUAUCCCCACCUCUCCGUAGUGGACGUCCGCGGCAAUCUGAACACGAGACUGAGAAAAUUGGACGCGUCAACUAAAGAAUACUCUGCGUUGUUGCUGGCAAAUGCUGGACUGCAGAGAAUGGGAUGGGGGAAUCGAGUGUCACGAAUCCUCCCUUGUUCUGAGAUAAUGUACGCAGUGGGACAGGGAGCUUUGGCGGUGGAAUGCCGGUCAGAUAAUGAGGAGAUAUUAAAUAUGCUCGCGCCUUUCAACCAUCCUGAGACGUACUGCAGAGUCCUAGCUGAAAGGAGUUUCCUGAAGACAUUGGGUGGCGGUUGCAGUGCCCCCGUAGGUGUUUCCACGAAAUUAAAACCACUCGACUCUCAGUUCCAACUCACAAUUUGCGGAGCUGUAUGGAGCAUGGAUGGCACAACAAAAAUCGAUGACACACUCAAGCAAGUGUUGCCACAUAUUAAAAAGACGUCCAAACACAAACUGAGCCCCACAGAAGAUUCAGACUGCAAGAAGUUAAAGAAAGAAGAAAACGGAACGUCAAAUAAAGAGCAAGUCAAUCCCGUGGAAGAAUUAAACAGAAGGAUAUCCGAAGGUCGAGGAAACAGAAAUUGCGUCGAUACGAGAUCACCAGAAGAAAUUGCUAGCUUAAAAGAGUGUCGAAUAUUCUGCGGUCUUUCCGAGAACACCAACAUUCCGAUCGGAGUGAUAGUUAGUUGCGAUAAUUUGGGGAGGGAUUUAGCUAAUAGUUUAAUAUCCAAGGGUGCUUUAGAAGUGAUGAAAGUCACACAAGACUACAUAAGGAGUUCUGUCGCGACUCAGAAGUCCUGA
Parnassius mnemosyne (clouded apollo) is the source of this 1254-nucleotide messenger RNA. The record is from the annotation of a GenBank genome assembly. NCBI's taxonomy places the organism in Eukaryota, Metazoa, Arthropoda, Insecta, Lepidoptera, Papilionidae.